AUGCGAAAUAUUGGCCAUAAUCGUGCUACUUGUCCUCUUAAUAAAACAAAUGAGUAUGAUUUAACAUCACUAGCAAUAGCCAUGUCCAAAUGUUUCAACCGAAAUCCUGUAGAUUGUAGCAUUCUUGAUUUUUUAAACGAGUACGAUCUAGAACCGCCAGAAUUACCUGAUACUGGUGAGGAAGGAAAACAAGUUGUUCAACCAAUGCAAGAAAUUGAAGAACAAGAAGAAUAUGAAGAUACUGAGGUGACCAAAUAA
Messenger RNA from Entrophospora sp. SA101, 258 nucleotides. The record is from the annotation of a GenBank genome assembly. NCBI's taxonomy places the organism in Eukaryota, Fungi, Glomeromycota, Glomeromycetes, Entrophosporales, Entrophosporaceae.